This is a messenger RNA of Eurytemora carolleeae, 1645 nucleotides long. RefSeq lists its product as uncharacterized. NCBI's taxonomy places the organism in Eukaryota, Metazoa, Arthropoda, Copepoda, Calanoida, Temoridae. The transcript has 12 exons. The record is from RefSeq and is a predicted model, not a curated record. Bases 10 to 1062 code for a protein of 350 amino acids.
UUUACAUAAAUGUUUAUUUUUCAGAUGACAAUUUCAACAAUCAUUUUUGGAAUAAUUUUCUCUCAUAUAAAAUGUCUUUCCUCCACAACAUUUGGUCUGGACUCACGGUUGACCCAGUAUUCUGGAUUAGAACCUAGAUCAUAUCCAGGGGUUGAGUCUAGACCCGGAGUAAAGAUGGAACCUAGGCCCGGAGUAAGGAUUGAACCUAGAUAUCCUAGUUACACUGCUCAAACUACUAACCUUGUUCAAGUUAAGGUCCCCCGGUAUGUACUGGCAGGUCAAACAGUACAUUUGUACUGCAAUUUUUCCCUUCCAUCACACAAAGACUUUUAUUCUUUGAAGUGGUUUCAUGAAGAUGAAGAAGUAUAUCGACUAAUUCCAGGAGCUGUUAGGGAUCUACAAAGAAUGGUUUUUAAAUCUCAUCUCUUCAAUAUAGAUAUUUCAGGCUCUAAGAUGAUCGGUCCUGGCGAACAUCUGCUCGUAUUACAGUAUAUUAGUAGAACACAAGCUGGAGAAUACAAGUGUCAGGUGACUGAAGAUUCUCCUCCAUUUGCCUUUUCCGAGUCAUCUGGAAGAUUGAUGGUAGUUGUACUUCCUGAGAGACACCCUGUGAUAUCUGGAGUUAAAUCGUCUACCUAUCUUCCAGGAGACAGGAUUAGCAUUAAUUGCACGAGUAGGAGAAGUUUCCCAGCCCCCUCCCUUUACUGGUCUCUCAAUGGGAAAAUGGUUGAAAGAUGGAUGUUGAACUCCUAUAUAACAGAAGUGGAUCAGGACGGAUUAGAAUCCUCUACUCUAGGACUAAACUUCCUUGUUCUUCCAGAUCAUUUUAGAGGCCCAGACAGACAGCUAUUGGUUAGCUGUCAAGCUGUUAUGCCAUCUAUACAAGGAGAACAGAUACCUUUAGAGAGAACUCUCGUCCUUGGUAGACUGUUGCAAUCUGCCUGGAGCUACCAGGAGGGCUGGUCAACUAGCCCAGCUGCUCAAUUUACUAGACCAAGUUGGAGAUUAUCAAUCAUUCAAGUUCUCUCAGCAGUCAUCCAGCUUCAUAAAUACAUUUAUUAAUCCUUUAUAUUUAAAUACAGUCAUGUAUUAAUAUAUAUAAUGCAGACGACUUUCGAUUUUAUUUUUUAAUUUAUACCAAGCGUUCAAACAGUACUGUUAUAACACAAAUAUCAUGGAAACAAAGAGAAACUGUCAAUAAACAGUUUCUCAAGGUUUACUUGUAAUUUGAAAAAAAAGCUUGUUUGGAAUUAAAACUGAAAUGGUAAAGUCGUCUUCAUUAUAUUGAUAUAAACGUUGUACAUUGCAUAUUCCUGUUAAAUUAUCAAAACUUUAAAAAUUUAUCCUUUCACCAGACCUGAUACCUUUGCAAUUAUUCAUUUUUUUAUUCUUGGCAUUUUUUUCUACAUAUCAAUUAACUAUAGAUUUAUUGUUAAGACUAGGGUUCCAGUUCCAAUAAUGAUAAAGAACUUAAGAAAAAUGAUGUAGGAAAAUUUUAAAGAACAUUUUUUUCAUAAAGGUGUUCAAAACAAUUUCUUAUUUUAAAACGUGUUAAGAUUACACAAUUUAUAGGAACUGAGUCUUUGCCACAAACUCUGGUUUUCUCAGCCCUAUAUCUUUGCAACCCAAUGUCGUAGACCUUAGA